UGAUUAAAUCGAGACACUAAAUGUGCCCAUUUGGAAACAAUUCAGACCUGUCAUGCUAACAAUGCAUUGGGGCAUACUUUACAAGGACAUUUCUGAAGGAUUCCUACUUUUCCUGUCCGCAUACGGUCCAGUAUACUGUAAAUACAGUAGUUUCAAGCUUCUUAUGAACACACCCCAGAUCAGCCUGAAAACUGCAUCCCCUGCACCCGUGAGCUAUCAGCCCUGGGCAACAAAAGAAGUUGAAAAAGGCUUUGGAAUAUUGAUCCAAGAUGGAACAGGCUGAGGUUGCUGAUGAUUCUUGGCCAUUGUUUUCAUGGAUUUUUUCCUCUCUCAUUGUAUUUGGUGGUGUGGUGCCAUAUAUCCCACAAUAUCAAGAGAUUAAAAGGACUUCCAACCCUGAUGGAUUUUCUACUUGGGUAUGUUUGGUCUUGCUGGUGGCUAAUAUUCUCAGGAUCUUUUUUUGGUUUGGAAAGUUUUUUGAAUUCCCUCUCCUAUUGCAGAGCAUCGUGAUGAUCCUCACCAUGCUGACCAUGCUACAUUUGUGUUGCUCACUGCAGACUGUCAACAGAGUUUCCACUAAACAGCACUUCUUUACUGAUUUUGAAGCUGGAUACUUUUGGAAGUGGAGUCGAUUUGAAGAUUAUCUCCAAUUCUGUCUGUGCUUGACCAUCACUUCUGCACUGGUGACCUUUAUUUUUCUUGAUGUCUCAGUGUUUGUGGAAGGAAUGGGGCUACUGGCUCUACUCACUGAGGCUCUGCUGGGAAUGCCCCAACUGCUGAGGAAUCACAAGAACAGAUCCACACGUGGAAUGAGUGUGACGAUGGUCUUGCUGUGGACAGCGGGGGACUGUUUCAAAACGGCUUAUUUUAUUAUUAAAGAAACUCCUGCUCAGUUCUGGAUUUGUGGAACAAUACAGAUAUGUUUAGACAUAGCUAUACUUCUGCAGGUGCACUAUUAUAACAAGGACCACUCCAAGCAUGGAUAAUGGAGAUGACCCUCACAAGAGCCUGGUGCCAUGGUUACUGAAUUACCAUUUUGGAUGCAAAAAGUAUCUGCUGUUCAGUGUGAAGUAUUUUUUUGCUUAGGUUUUUGGAAUUGGCUAAUGUAUAAUAGAAUAGUGGAAUCAGUGAAAUCCCAUAGGAGGCAUUUUGGUCCUUUUAAAUUAAAUAGAUGGUGCAGGUGUGCAGUGUAUCAAUGUGGAGUAUACUUACCCAGUCCAAGUUUGCACUAGCAGAGUGAGUGUCCUAUCAAUUUUGCCAAAAUGAUUAGAGGUUACAAGUUGUAUAAAAGAACUGAAACUACAGCCUGGUGCUAGAGUAUAUUCAGAAAAUAUUUUUUAAGGUCAUUUUUGUAGAAAAUUACAAUUAACCCCUUGGUGGGCGAAGAUUUAAAAUAGCUUGUGGGCAAGAAAGCUCACACUGUUCCCUACAGGUGCAAAUCUCAUGACAGGUUUAUGGCAGCUUACAGCAACGUUUGUUGUAUUUACUGCAUGACCCACAUUGCCAGUCUGGAUCCCCUUCAUGAAAAAAUGGGGAAAGAUUAUUCUCAUGAUACUACAUGGGAAAUAUUUAUACAAAUGCAGAUGCUCUUAAUAUAUUUUAUUGUCAUACAAAUAAACAUUGUAAGUCGCCACAUUACAAAAGAUGCUUUAGGCAUUUAAACUGUAGAAUCUACAUCACAACUAUGACAUUUCUGUGUCCAGGUUUUAUAUACAGUGUAUCUAUAUGGAGUUCUGUUCAUUAAGCCUUCUUUUAGUUAAAGACACAACAAUCAAGAUAUUGUUGGUACUGAAAGAGAACAGCACAUGCCAACUAGCACAUGCUUUAGCACAUAUGUGAGCAGAACAGUGACAACACAUAAACUGAUUCGAUUUGAUUGAAAAGAAAAAUAUGUAAAUCUGUAUGUGUGUUUGUGUAUAUAUACAUUGUUAUUUUUUUAUUUCAUGAUUUUUAGAUCUUCCAGGGGUAUGUUUAUAGAUUAGUGCUAUGAUUCAUUCUGCUUCACUCCCUCCUUCCAGUUCUUUCCCAGAUGGCAGCUUGUGGGAUAAAAGCAAUUUGCGCCAAAAAUCCAAGAAAACAUCUAAGGAAACAAAUGUCACAGCAGAAAAUGGCAAAGCGAUUAGCAAUCAGUUCAAUUACAUUGCAGAGUUCGUGGUUAAUCAGAGGCUUUUGGCCAAAUAUAUAUGCAGAGAUUGUAUUUUAUUCUGGGGCAAUAAAUGGCACUAGAAGCAAAAUGUAUUACAAAUGAAUAUGGUAUUUAUAUAAAACUUUGACCUGGGACAACUCCGAAUAGAUGGAUGAUAAAUAAACUGAAGGAAUACA
Messenger RNA from Xenopus laevis (African clawed frog), 2322 nucleotides. It is a transcript of the gene slc66a2.2.L, whose product is annotated as solute carrier family 66 member 2, gene 2 L homeolog. The transcript has 6 exons. NCBI's taxonomy places the organism in Eukaryota, Metazoa, Chordata, Amphibia, Anura, Pipidae. Gene Ontology annotation, cellular component: endosome; cytosol; membrane. The record is from RefSeq and is a predicted model, not a curated record. Bases 270 to 986 code for a protein of 238 amino acids. Gene Ontology annotation, biological process: phospholipid translocation; retrograde transport, endosome to Golgi.